AUGGACGCAAAAGCUUCUGAAGCCACUAACUCUGUCGAUGAGCAACUCGUUUUCGGGAAGGAAGAGUUUAAGGAAUCCGCUGAAGACACCAAGGAAAAUGCGUCAGAAGCUGGAUUCAAGAUUUCUGAUGGUUUCCACUCGAUCACUGAUUCCAUGGAAAGUGACUCCGGCCACAAAACCGGAGAAGCUUUCAAUGAACCCAGGAAUGACAUUGGAGACAACCUCCAGAAGAAUGUAGAUGCGGUGAAGGAGAUUGCUGGAAAUGUAGCAGAGGGUGUGAGGGAUAAGGCAGAUGAUGUUGCAGAGGAUGUUCGAGAGAAUAUUACUGAAGCAGUGAGCAAACUUUCGGAAGCUUUUAAUUGUACUAUUCCGGAAGAUAUAGUUAAUGAAGCUUAUUAA
Molecule: messenger RNA, 399 nt
Organism: Caenorhabditis remanei
Lineage: Eukaryota; Metazoa; Nematoda; Chromadorea; Rhabditida; Rhabditidae
Exons: 1
Coding region: 1-399 (132 amino acids)
Source: RefSeq, a predicted model, not a curated record